GUGUUUACACCAUUCAAGAUUAAAAAAAGAGUAACAAAGCUGUACCAAAGCACGCCAGACAUUUGCCAUGUGUGCAGAAGACGAGUUUGCAUCUACUGCAACUAUCAAGCAAAUUUUUACUAGAUUGCAGAAAAACCCUGCCAAUCGACAAUGUUUUGACUGCAAUGCGAAAAACCCUACCUGGACAUCGAUUCCUUUUGGGAUCUUCAUAUGUCUGCAAUGUAGUGCCAACCACAGAAAUAUGGGUGUGCAUAUCUCGUUUGUUAAGUCUUCGGUUUUGGAUACAAAAUGGACUAACAAACAGUUGAGAAGCAUGAAAUGUGGUGGGAACGACCGUUUUAAGGAGUACAUCAACAAAAACGGUGGCUCAAGUAUAUUGAGAAGUGAGCCUAAGAAAAUAUAUGAUUCUUCUGUUGGUUCGAAUUACAAGGAGAAACUGGAGAAGAGAGUUGAGAACGACACCAAAAGGCAUCCAGAAAUUUUAGAAUGGGACGAUGCCGAUUCUAUUGAAGCAAGUGAAGAGGAGAGUUCAGCUGCUGGUGAUGAUUUUUUCUCUAAGUGGGACAAGCCAACUAAUACACCAUCACCUUUGACCUCAAGAGCAUCAACUCCUCCUGUCAACAAUUCUACCACUUCUUUGAAUGACGAAAGCACAAAUGCAAAGGCUAAAACUACCCCAGCUAGAAGAGUCGUCAACAAGACUGCCAAGGGCAAUAGUAUAUUAGGGAAGAAGAACAUUUUGGGUGCAGGUUCUAAAAACAAGGCCAAACUGAACAUCAAAAAGGUUGCAUCUGACGAUAUCGAUUUUGAUGAAUUCGAGAAGGAGGCAAAGAGAGAAGAGCAAGAAAUCAAGAAUUUGGGAUACAAUCCAAACGACAAUCUGAAGGCCACCACGGCCACUCCUGACACUUUUGCAUCUGCCACUACCAAGAAAGGUCCAAUAUCCCUUUUUGACAAACCGGAGGCAAGUCAGUCAAAAACUGCUUCAUUGGCUUUAUCAGGAAACCCAUCUUCUGCCAAAAAGAAUGAUGUUGAAAGUACCAGACAGAGCUUUGCAAAGCUCGGUUUCGGUAUGACUGCCUCUACUGCACCAACUACUUUGGAUGCUAACCAAGGUAAGAAGUACAAAGAUGUCCAGUAUACUGGUGACGUUGAGAAGAGAUUUGGCACUCAAAAGGGUAUCUCCUCAGACCAGUUCUAUGGUGUUGGGAACUACGAUGAAACCAAAGCCCAGGAGGCUAGAACGAAACUUCAGUCUUUCACAAAUGCACAAUCGAUCUCUUCGUCUGACUAUUACGGGGAAGAUGACACUGCGCAGUUCAGACAGAACAACGGAGGUGGGGAUGUCGAGCAGCAAGUGUUGGAGUUUGCUGAGAAAUACAUGGGAGACGAUUUCAAUGCACUCAAGGGUGCCUUGGAACAAGGUGCCGAGAAAUUUGGCGGUUAUCUUCGUGAUGUAUUGAGAAACUGAAGAGUAUAGGCGCCUAUUUUCUGAACUAUAUCAAACUAUAUAAAUAAUGUAAAGCGUAUUUGAAAGAAAGAAGUUGCAAAAUUUCAAAAGAUGUGGCA
This is a messenger RNA of Pichia membranifaciens NRRL Y-2026, 1569 nucleotides long. RefSeq lists its product as hypothetical. Gene Ontology annotation, molecular function: GTPase activator activity. The transcript has a single exon. Lineage: Eukaryota; Fungi; Ascomycota; Pichiomycetes; Pichiales; Pichiaceae. The record is from RefSeq and is a predicted model, not a curated record. Bases 68 to 1471 code for a protein of 467 amino acids. Gene Ontology annotation, biological process: COPI coating of Golgi vesicle.